AUGGCCGGCCAACAGAAUGGCCUACGCAACGGUCAGCUCGCGCAACCCUCUCUCGCCGCCCGAAUGAACUCGGGAGCGUUCCUCGGCUCGUACUCGCUGGGCGGCACGCCGAUCAAGGCUGAACAGAAGCCGACUGUGCAGGCGACUCCGCCGCAGCCGUCGCAGGGACCGUCUCUCCUUCAGCGAACCAAUUCUUCGGGAGGCGGCGGGGAAGGCGGGAGUCUUCUUGCGAGGAUGGGCGGCGAACAGGCGGCGGAAAGUCGCGCAGGAUCGAGUACGAGUACCGGGCAAGGAGGAAGUGGGCGAGGGAUCAAUCUGCGCGAGCGACUGAGCAGGCCCCAACAGCCUGUUGCGACUGCAUCUCCGAUACCAACGAGACCGCAGUCGUCCCCGCCCAAAGAUGGGCCUCAGGCGAACAACGCUUCCAUCCCUCCUCCCCCUCGUCCGACGAGUCCUGCGAAACGCCAUGUCCGCCAGGCAGACGGAUUCCAGACCGCCUCCAACGCUACAUCUUCUGUCGCACUCGCAGAUCGGAUCCACGGCUCGUCGACGUCCCCGUCUACGCACCGUCUCGUUGAGCGACCCGAACCGCCUGUUUGGCAGCAACCCGCUGCGACUCAUCCUCCUCAAGGUCAUUCUCUUGCCCCCGUCAAUCCGCCUCCGCAACGACUUUCGUCUCCACCCCGCGACCCUCGCAAGUCGCCGCCCAAAGGCGCGAAUAAGCAGCUUCGCCCGCCUGCGCUUUCAUUGACGGAAGCUAAUCCUGCCUCCGCUCAAGCGCCAAAAAUUCCGUCCAUUCAACGAUUGCCUCCGGGUCAUGUCGCAGCCCAGACGGCUUCUGCGCAUUCGAAGCAGACGACGCCUGCUUCCAGGUCAUCGGAAGCUGGAACCCCUCCUCUUCCAGACCCAUCGCCCGCUGUUCAUCUGCACAGUGCUGUGAUACCGGCGCCGACAACAGCCGCCUCGUCCGGCGCACCUUCACCCGUCGCCAUUCGCCCCGCUCCUUCGUCAACCUCCCAGCCUCCCGCAAUCGCGUCGGUCCGCACUGCCACCUCUCUCACUACCAGCACACCUUCACGACAACCUAUCCCUCUUCGUCCGCCGUCGUCCGCCGAAUCCGGUACUCCGCCUCCCCGACCACCUCGCUCGAAUCGCGACGCUGAAUCCGGCACUCCGCCCCGACCUCCCCCUCCUACGACUCGUCCUCCCGCUUCUGCAACUCCAGCUACUCCCGCCCCGCGCUCGUCGCACAAAUCACCCUCCAUCCCUUCCUCUGCCGCGCCUCGUACGCCCAAAAGCGAACCCACCAGUCCUGACUUCCGCACUCGCCCACUUCCACCACCUCGUCCUGCGCCGUACGUUCCGCCAGCGCCAACAAAGCCGAGUCUCGCUGAGCUUCAGCGACAAGCUGAUGAAGCGCGCGAAUUGGCGCAACAAGCUGAGCGCGAGGCCCGGCGGCGAAGAGAUCAGGAGGCGGAGGAGAGACGGAAGGCUCAAGCCGAUGCUGAGGAGAUGGAGAAGAAGCGGAGAGAGGAGGAGGUGGAGCGCGUGCGAGCUGAAGCUGCGGAGAAGGAGCGGGCUCGGCUUGAUGCGGAGGCUAAGGAGCAUGCUCGGCUCGAGGCGGAGGAGAAGGAGCGGGUUCGCCUGGAGGCGGAGGCGAAGGAGCGUGCGCGACUGCAGGAGGAGGAGCGUAUCAAGCGCGAGGCUGAGGAAACGGCGCGCAAGGAGCGUGAAGCGAAGGCGGAAGCAGAGCGCGUGGAAAAGGAACGCCUCGCGUCUGAGCGCAAGGAGAAGGAGCGUCAAGCGAGGGAGGAGACUAGAAAAAGGGAGGAGGCGGAGAAAAAAGCGCGCUUAGAUGCGGAGCUCGAGGCGCAGGAGAAGGCACGGCAGGAAGCGAAGCGCAAGGAGGUCGAGCGGGAGAAGAAGGAACGACUCGAGGAGGAGCGCAGGACGAAGGAGGCUGAGGCGAAAGCGAAGUUGGAUGCCGAGCUGGAGGCGCAGGAGAAGGAGCGUCAGGAGGAGAUGCGCAAAGAGGAGGAGCGCAAGGUGGAGCUGCGGAAGGAGCAGGAGCGCAAGGCGGAGCUGCGAAAGGAGCAGGAGCGUACGGCCAAGAUUGCGGAGCUGGCGGCUCGACAGGCAGAGCGGGAUCGUCGAGCGCUCGCUGCUCGGGAAGAAGAGGCGAAGAAGGCGGAGCGGGAGCGACAGGAGUUGGCAAGACUGGCCACCCUGGCACGGAAGAAGAAGGAGGAGGAGGAGCGUCGCAGAAAGGCCGCCGAUGACGAAGCGCGGAAAAAGGCGGAGGAGGAGUCAAAGCGGAAGGCAGAGGAUGAGGAGCAGAAGAGGAGGGCGGCGAAGGAGGAGGAGGAGCGCGAAGCGGAGGAGGCGAUGUGGAGAAAGGAGAUACCGCCCCUCUGGGCUACGACGACCUACGCCUGGACCGUCCGCCCAGGUUGUCCUGCAAUGUCGGCCAUUGUUCACGACCGGGAUCAAGUGUUUGCGAGCAGCGCAAAGUUGGGACACCGCCCUUCUCGCAAGAUCAUCGCCAAGCACAUGGAGACAUAUACGCACGGUACGGGAGGUCGCGCGGCGUACGCCUCCAGAGUGCGCGACUACGAAUCGUUCUGUCGAUCCGUUGACGUCCCGCCAUGGCCGCUGUCGACCGUCAUGAUUGCGCUCUUCUGCAUCGCAACGGCGCCCGAUGGCUUCGCGCUGAGCACGGCCAGCAACAUCGUCAUCGCGCUCCGCAACUCGACUCGCAACUGCGUCGACGACUGGCAGGCAUUGCCAGGCUACAGCGAGCUCGCCUCCUGGCCCAGGGCGGAUCAAGCCCUUACGGAGUGGAAGAACCUGCUGAAUCCUAUACCAGACGAGGAAGACUCUCCCCUCGAGACGCCUCAGGGAAUGUCCCCUGCCGCCUCCGAACCCGCCUACAACGUUGAGGAAGAUCACCAAGAGGAGGAAGAGGAGGAUCUUGCGGAUCAGGACGACGAGGACGGCGCAGAUCUCGACGAGGACGAGAUGUCCGACGCCGAAGCAAAGGGCAAGCCCGGGAGGUCAGGAAAGAGACGGCGGACUGCAAGGCGCCUCUUUGACGCGGUCGAGAUGAAGAAAUUUGUCCUCGAAUGCACCAAGAAGUAUCCCUUGCCCGAUAUGCCCGACAUGCCGCGCCCAGGUCAACUCUUUGCCAAUCUCCAAGCCCUACUCAAGGCGACCGCUGCGUCGCUCGUCCCCAAGAUGGGCGUUACGCCAGUCCUGGCAGUCCGCUCCAUCACCUGCAGUCGCCGCAAAUACGGGUGUCCAUUCCGCCUUUCGACUGUCACGCGGAACGAUGGCAAGCUUGUGGUCAAAGCCAACGCGACAAUUGCACACAAUCACGGGCCGGACAGCCGUCUCCUCGCAGAUCCGAAUUGGCGACCUGCGAUGCGGAACGACGCCGUCGCUGCGGCCGUCGCCAAGCACGACAAGCUGAUGGCGACGAAGAAGGGCAAGAAGCGCCUCAGCGACUCGUCCGAGCUUCCCGCCGCCAAGCAUCCUCGCCGCGAAAGCGGUACGGUCAAGUCGGACGCUGCAAAGCGCGAGAUUGCGACCAAGAAUGCGCCCGUCGAGCAAGACGAGCCGGCAGGUCCCGAGCCAUCCACCUUAGCGAAGGACGCGUCGCCCCUUCCCGCCCCGAGUGACGCGCCCCGGAACGCGGAGGAGGCGAAACAGCCUCAGAGCGGCGAUCACGACCUCGAUAUCGAGCGCUCUCGCGUUGGCGAGACGGGCAGUUCAGCCAUCAAAGCCUCUUCGCCUUCGACGGAGCCGAAACCUACGGACAUGACGGUCGUCAAGGCCGCCUCGUCGACUCCUGCGCCUCAAUUGCCUAGCCAACCCUCGCUGCCACUAACCAACAGCCCCGCCGCCGGCUCUUCCUACCGCCCACCCCUCGAAGCCUUCCUCGUCGCCUUGCACCCGUCCCUCGCUCCCCUCACCGACCCUCUCCUCGCCGCGGGCAUCACUUCGAACCGCUCACUCGCGCUCUUUGCCGGCAUGGAGCCCUCCAGUCGACACGCUCUCUACGAGGAUCUGCGGAUUGAGGGUGACAUGCCGAUGCUGGACGCGGCGGCGGUCGAGGCGCUCGACGAGGCGUGCAGCAGGGCGCAGGCGUCGCACUGGUCCGUAUAG
Messenger RNA from Rhodotorula toruloides NP11, 4164 nucleotides. RefSeq lists its product as uncharacterized. The coding region runs from base 1 to 4164 and encodes 1387 amino acids. The record is from RefSeq and is a predicted model, not a curated record. Lineage: Eukaryota; Fungi; Basidiomycota; Microbotryomycetes; Sporidiobolales; Sporidiobolaceae. The transcript is spliced from 7 exons.